AUGGCUCCUUUCGAAGCACUAUACGGACGCAAAUGUCGCACGCCACUUUGCUGGUUUCAAGAAGGAGAAAACAUAUUGACGGGACCGGAGCUCGUGCAACAAACGACUGACAAGGUGAAAUUAAUUCAAGAGAGACUGAAGGCAUCCAGAAGCAGGCAGAAGUCAUACGCAGAUAAGAGGAGACGACCCUUGGAGUUCAAAGCUGGAGAUCACGUUUUUCUAAGGAUUAAUCCAACUACUGGAGUGGGCAGGGCGUUACGAUCAAAGAAAUUAUCUCCCAAGUUCGUGGGGCCGUACCAGAUCACAAGGAAGAUUGGACCAGUUGCAUACGAAAUGGCUUUACCUCCUCAAUUGUCCAACCUUCAUCCGGUGUUCCACGUUUCUCAACUCCGGAAGUACGUAGCUGAUCCCUCGCACAUUUUGGAGCUGGAGGACGUUCGUCUUCGACAAGACCGAACACUAGAAAUGAAGCCGAUUCGCAUUGAAGACGAACGCACUAAGUUAUACAAAGGGAAGGACGUUCGUUUGGUGAAAGUGGAGUGGGACGACAAGACUGGCGAUUCUACGUGGGAAGUUGAAGAUGCCAUGAAGGACUUAUACCCUCAUCUAUUUCCUGAGCAGUUUUGUUCUCUUAAGAACGCUGUAGAUUAUGAGUGCAUUGCGUUUUUGCUGUGUGCUUAUUGUGUGUUUGAUGAGUUAUUGUUUUAA
Molecule: messenger RNA, 708 nt
Organism: Vigna angularis (adzuki bean)
Lineage: Eukaryota; Viridiplantae; Streptophyta; Magnoliopsida; Fabales; Fabaceae
Exons: 2
Coding region: 1-708 (235 amino acids)
Source: RefSeq, a predicted model, not a curated record